Messenger RNA from Bipolaris sorokiniana ND90Pr, 617 nucleotides. RefSeq lists its product as uncharacterized. Lineage: Eukaryota; Fungi; Ascomycota; Dothideomycetes; Pleosporales; Pleosporaceae. The record is from RefSeq and is a predicted model, not a curated record. The transcript has a single exon. Bases 119 to 571 code for a protein of 150 amino acids.
CUGCGAUGAGCCGUAAUUGCUCAGACCGAAACUUGCGAUUGAAGUUUUCUUCCCCCUUCUCGGUGACGAUGCGGAAACGCUCUCCAGAGAAGGGGUUUGGGCACAUGCAUUUGCGUUGAUGAAGCUUGCUUCUCCGCUCGCAUGUGUCGGUGUUUUUGAUUUCACAUUUUGGUUAUUUUUCUUUCAACAUACCCAGCCAAUAUGUAUUUCUUUGUGUUUAUUUGUCUUGUGUCACUGCUCUCUCUUGCGGGCUGCGCGUUGGAUCGAUAUCCCCUCAUCGCGAAGUUUGACAGUGAAGCUCUGCAGACAACUAUCCCUACGUCAAACCUACGUGCAGUCUCCUUGUCUCCUGAGACUGCAUGUGCGUUGUCUGCAGAUUUCUUUCCAUCAAAUGAUGAGGUUUGUGCAUAUCUCCUUGAGUAUGUCUGUUCCCGAGGUCCCUUACGCCCGAUUCUCUGUUCAGCCCUCCUACUUUCUAUUUCCCUUGGCCAACAUUGCUACGCCUCGACGCUGCAUCACCGCCGCAGCGCGCCUUGCCGUGGCUUGCCCGCUUGUCGCGCUGCACAGGUGACCUCUUAGCGUACAUAGUGUUGUCGUCCAAGGACGCAAUAGAGUAG